AUGGAGGGCGCCUCGUUCGGCGCGGGCCGCGCGGGGGUCGCCCUGGACCCCGUGAGCUUCGCGCGGCGCCCCCAGACCCUGCUGCGGGUCGCGUCCUGGGUGUUCUCCAUCGCCGUGUUUGGGCCCAUAGUCAACGAGGGCUACGUGAACGCCGACAGCGGCCCGGAGCUCCGCUGUGUCUUCAACGGGAACGCGGGCGCCUGUCGGUUCGGCGUGGCGCUGGGCCUCGGGGCCUUCCUGGCCUGCGCCGCCUUCCUGCUGCUCGACGCCCGCUUCCAGCAGAUCAGCAGCGUCCGCGACCGCCGCCGCGCGGUGCUGCUGGACCUGGGCUUCUCAGGGCUCUGGUCCUUCCUGUGGUUUGUGGGCUUCUGCUUCCUCACCAACCAGUGGCAGCGCACGGCUCCCGGGCCCGGCACCGCGCAGGCGGGGGACGCCGCGCGCGCCGCCAUCGCCUUCAGCUUCUUCUCCAUCCUCAGCUGGGUGGCGCUGACCGUGAAGGCCCUGCAGCGGUUCCGCCUGGGCACCGACAUGUCGCUCUUCGCCACCGAUCAGCUGGGCGCCGGGGCGGCCCAGGCCUACCCUGGCUACCCGGUGGGCAGCGGUGUGGAGGGCACCGAGACCUACCAGAGCCCACCCUUCACCGAGACCCUGGAUACCAGCCCCAAAGGGUACCAGGUGCCUGCCUACUAGUGGUUGGCAGGCUGGGGCCAGGGCUGAACGGCCACCCCACCAUCGCAGGCCUCAAGGCCUCUGUCCGGUCCUCCCUGCCAGCGUCAGGGACAGAGAAAGUGGCCAUUGUGGGCUUCUGGGGCCUAAGACAGGGCAGCCUCCCCAAGGUGCCCGGGCCCUUCAAGUUCAGUCAGCCCCAGGCCUGAGGCCCUGACAGGACAGCUUGGCCUCCAGCGGACUGGCCCGGGAGAGGUCAGCUAUCCUGGGACUCGCUUGUCCACUCACGAGCAGAAGUCCGGCCGCACCCCUGUGGCUGGGCGCAGGGGCUGCCUGGGACUAGAAUGGGGACUAACCCCACCCAGCAAUCGCUCCCUAUCACGUGUCUGUGGGCCGUGGCUGUCCUUGAUCCUGUCAUGUGGUCCUUCCAUUUCUUCUUAAAGGUUUGCCAGUCCAUUUCUUCUUAAAGGUUUGCCAGAGCAGCUGGGCCUGUCAGUGUUGUGAUUGUGGUCAAAUCUCCAGGUCUCAUCUCCUAGUGCUCUGCAAGCUGCCUCUCUCUCUCUCUCUCUCUCUCCCUCUCCCUCCUCUCUCUCUCUCUCUCUCUCUCCUCUCUCUCUUGCCCAGGUGUGGGUAGUUCUGACCAGGAAGGCACAGACAGGCCUGAGCACCAGCCCUUCAGUAAGACCUUGCCCAGGGGAGGAGGGGGGGGACACGUGAGUACUGGAAGCCAAGCCUCAGAGGCCUCUCACAGGAGAGGCCUAGGCCCAUUCCAGCUAUCCAUGGUGCCCCUGGAGACCACCAUUCCUACAAACUGCUUUAUCUUUGCUUUGUGGACUAGUCCUUCCCUCCCUCCCUCCCCAGUACUGUUUUAAGGCCCAGCCCCUGGUGGGGGUCCUUGUAAGUAGUUGAAUACUCAUGCAUUGCUUGAAGCUGGCUUUUCACAUUAAGUCGAAAGCAAACACAUUGCCAUAUUUCAUUCUUGCAGACAAGAUGCCUCCCUCUGGAGUUGCAGUGGAGUGACAGCCCUGUACAUUGUAGCAUAGGUCAAUAUGUGGAUAUUUAAGUGGACAUGUUUACAAUUUUUGUAUGUGUAGAUCACCCCUCCCUCUUCUGAAAAAAACAAAUCUGUGAUUGUUUCUCUGGUGUCCUGUUAUGACUGCAGCUUCUUUACAAUAAAGACUGUGUGUUGACCAUA
Messenger RNA from Dipodomys spectabilis (banner-tailed kangaroo rat), 1861 nucleotides. It is a transcript of the gene Syngr3, whose product is annotated as synaptogyrin 3. Gene Ontology annotation, cellular component: neuromuscular junction; synaptic vesicle membrane. Bases 1 to 690 code for a protein of 229 amino acids. The transcript has 4 exons. The record is from RefSeq and is a predicted model, not a curated record. NCBI's taxonomy places the organism in Eukaryota, Metazoa, Chordata, Mammalia, Rodentia, Heteromyidae.